AUGCACGUCAAUGUAAAUGAAAACCUGCCCAGGGCCCUGAGCUUCGCGGAUGAUGCCGGUUUGUUCUGUGAUUGUUGUUCGUUGCUUUUGCGGCAUAAGCAAAUUCUUACAAACGCAAAAUCUUAUGAAUGCAGUGAAUGUGGAAGAGUCUUCAGGCGUCAGGCAAAUUUCAUUCGACAUCAAAGAAUUCACACAUCAGAGGAUCCCUUUGAAUGCGACAUAUGCGGGCAAGCCUUCAAACAUAAGUCUACUCUUCUUGUCCAUAAACAGUGUCACCCUCAAAAAAAGCCAUAUAAGUGUCAUGACUGUGGAAAAUUUUUCCGUCAGAUGGCAUAUCUUAUUGAACAUAAAAGGAUCCAUACCAAAGAAAAGCCCUAUAAAUGUAGUGAGUGCGAAAGAACGUUUAGUCAGAAUUCAACCCUUAUUCGACAUCAGUUAACCCACAGUGGAGAAAAACCCCAUAAAUGUCACGAAUGUGGAAAGGCCUUUGGUUGGCAUUCGACCCUUCUGAGCCAUCAACAGAUUCAUACUAAACAAAACACUCACAAAUGCAGCAAAUGUGGAGAGUCCUUUAGCCGGAAUGUGGAUCUCAUUCAGCAUCAAAGAAUGCAUGCCAAGGAGGAAUUCUUUGAAUGUAGAGAAUGUGGAAAAACUUUUAGUUUUAAGGCAAAUCUUCAUGGCCAUGAGGUCAUUCAUACUGGAGAGAGACCCUACAGAUGUGACAAAUGUGGAAAAUCUUUCAUCUGGCGCACAAGCUUUAUUAAGCAUCAGGGUACUUACAAAGAAUGGAUAUCAAUGUGA
Messenger RNA from Neomonachus schauinslandi (Hawaiian monk seal), 801 nucleotides. RefSeq names its product zinc finger protein 789-like. NCBI's taxonomy places the organism in Eukaryota, Metazoa, Chordata, Mammalia, Carnivora, Phocidae. Gene Ontology annotation, cellular component: nucleus. Gene Ontology annotation, molecular function: histone H3K36 methyltransferase activity; recombination hotspot binding; histone H3K4 methyltransferase activity. Gene Ontology annotation, biological process: positive regulation of reciprocal meiotic recombination. The record is from RefSeq and is a predicted model, not a curated record.